This is a messenger RNA of Jatropha curcas, 2545 nucleotides long. It is a transcript of the gene VIM1, whose product is annotated as Zinc finger (C3HC4-type RING finger) family protein. The record is from RefSeq and is a predicted model, not a curated record. Gene Ontology annotation, molecular function: metal ion binding; ubiquitin protein ligase activity. Gene Ontology annotation, biological process: protein ubiquitination; negative regulation of gene expression via chromosomal CpG island methylation. Lineage: Eukaryota; Viridiplantae; Streptophyta; Magnoliopsida; Malpighiales; Euphorbiaceae.
UGUAAAACCGAAACGUCUCUUACAUUUUCUCUAUCUUUGUGUCUGUUUCUCUUCGUUCCUUAUCCUGCGCACACCUCACCUAUGGCGCACGAUAUCCAACUUCCCUGCGACGGAGAUGAUGUAUGCAUGAAAUGCAAGGCAAAACCUCCAGCUGAAGAAACUCUGACUUGUAGCACGUGCAUUACUCCAUGGCAUGUGGCUUGUCUUUCUUCUCCUCCUGAAACCCUAGCCUCUACUCUUCAGUGGGAGUGUCCUGAUUGUUCCGGUGAAGCCAUCGUCACCACAGCUGUCGUCGGUAGUGGAAAUGAGUUGGUGGCAGCGAUAAAGGAGAUUGAAGCGGAUGCUAAGCUGACGGAGAAGGAGAAGGCGAGGAAACGACAGGAAUUGAUGAGUGGGAAAAUGGAAGAAGAAGAUUUGAAGAAGAAAGGGAAAGAGAGGGUAAAUGAAAUGUUGAUUGUUCUUGGUGAUAACAUUAACUGUUCGUUUUGUAUGCAGUUGCCUGAGAGACCCGUUACUACACCGUGUGGCCACAAUUUUUGCUUGAAAUGUUUCGAGAAAUGGAUUGGACAAAGAAAGUUUACCUGUGCAAAAUGCCGUAAGCCAAUACCUGCAAAAAUGGCCAGUCAGCCCCGCAUUAAUGCUACCGUUGUGUCUGCCAUUCGUAUGGCAAGGAUGUCAAACUUGAUUUCUUCUGGAGGUCUCCCGAAGAUUUACCAUUUUGAACACAAUCAAAACAGGCCAGACAAAGCAUACACGACAGAAAGAGCACAAAAGGCUGGUAAGGCCAAUGCUUGUAGUGGGAAGAUAUUUGUCACUGUGCCUCCAGAUCAUUUUGGGCCUAUCCCAGCUGAAAAUGAUCCUGAAAGAAAUCAAGGCGUGCUGGUUGGAGAAUGUUGGGAGGAUAGAUUGGAAUGCAGGCAAUGGGGUGCACACCUACCCCAUGUUGCUGGUAUUGCUGGACAAUCAAACUAUGGAGCACAAUCAGUGGCACUUUCUGGAGGAUAUAUAGAUGAUGAAGACCAUGGAGAAUGGUUCCUCUAUACUGGAAGCGGUGGUCGAGACCUUAGUGGAAACAAACGGACUAACAAGGAGCAGUCUUUUGACCAAAAGUUUGAGAAAAUGAAUGAGGCUCUUAGAUUAAGUUGCAAAAAAGGCUAUCCUGUUAGAGUAGUGAGGUCCCACAAGGAGAAGCGUUCCUCAUAUGCUCCUGAGAAAGGGGUUCGCUAUGAUGGAGUCUAUAGAAUAGAGAAGUGCUGGCGAAAAGUUGGAAUUCAAGGCCAUAAGGUUUGUCGCUACUUAUUUGUCAGAUGUGACAAUGAGCCUGCUCCUUGGACGAGCGAUGCAAAUGGGGAUAGACCAAGACCUUUGCCUGUCAUAAAAGAGCUUGAUAAGGCAACUGAUAUAACAGAGAGAAAGGAAAGCCCAUCAUGGGAUUUUGAUGAAGAAGAUGGUCACUGGAAGUGGAAAAAACCCCCACCAGUAAGCCGAAAACCUGUUGCUAAUGUAAAUUCUGAAGAUAGGAAGAGGUCAAAGAAAGUUAUAAGGCAAUCACAAUAUGGACAAAUAAAAGAGAAGCUGCUAAGAGAAUUCAGUUGUAAGAUAUGUCAUCAAGUGUUGAAUGAACCAGCUACAACAACCUGUGGUCACAAUUUUUGCAAGUCAUGUUUGGAAGGGGCAUUUGCUGGGCAGACCGUCAUGAGAGAGAGAAGUAGAGGCGGACGGACACUUCGAGCACAAAGAAAUGUCAUGAAGUGCCCUUAUUGUUCUGUAGACAUCUCUGAUUUCCUUCAAGAUAUUAAGGUUAACCGAGAACUGAUGAAUGUGGUAGAGACACUGCAAUGCAUGGCUAAAGAGAGUUUGGACGUUGUGGAGGAUUCAAGUGAGGAAGAUGAUGACAAUCCCUGUAAUAAGACUGCUAACACCGUUUCAGGGGAUGCUUCUACUAACAGUGAGCUCCAGAAGGCUGUCGAGCAGAAGAAUGCAGAUGACGGUGAAAAUGCUGGAAGCACUGAAGCUUCAGCAAAUAAUGAAAAAUCCAGCAUUCACAGUUUGGCUGAAUGCAGCAAGCCACAGAGGGUUAACAAGAAGAAGAAAGUUGAAUCUGGUGAUUGCUCCAUAAAGGAUGAGAAAGGGAACAAGAUUUCUGCAGAGAAAACUGGUGAUGGAAACUCUGGAGAAGGUAGCAAACCUGUCUCAGAGUCUUUGAAAAGGAAGAAUGGGGUUGAAACAAUAGAACCUCCUGGUGCUGGUGGUGUCAAGACAAGGAAGAGAAGAGUUGAACAAGAAACAGCUGAUGGCAAUGAUUCACCAUCAAGUCCACUUCAUGUGCGAUCAUCUGAUGAUUUUUAAUGAAUCCUUUCGUUGGUUUAAUAGCUUAUUUGUGUACUUUCAUUUCAAGGUGACCUUUUAGAACUGAAUGCAAUUUGCAAUUCAUCUAUGCAUGAUAUUUGAAUGGCUGCCAUUAUUGGGAGCAAGACUGCCUAUUUUUGGGUACCCUUUAUUUUUGUAUAAUUCACAUUCAUAUUUAUAUUUUAAUUUUAAUUAA